UAUCAGCCCAUUACAAGUGCCGCGCUACUCUCAGAUCAAACCGCCAAUAUGAUUCCUCGCCCAACGCGCGACACUUCUUCUCAGCGGGGGGAUGAAGCGGCACGAUCCCGCGCAAAAGACGCGCUCCUGCUUGCGCAGAUUGCGCAACGGAAGGACUAUGAUCAGAAACGAACCCUUGAUGAGUUCGAAGUCGGGCCGAGGAAAGAAGCUACUGAUGAAGUACGACGGCCCCUUCGAGAUCAUCCGCAAGCUCAGUCCUAUUUCGUAUCAAUUGCGCUUACCGGACUCGAAGUCGCCCUCCGAGUUUGGCGAGCGCCCAAAGAAACCGCUCAAUCGACGCGACUUUGAUCUCGCCGAGACGGUCGAAGUCGAAAGGAUUAUUGAUGAGAAAUGGGGCCGAAAGCGCAAAGGUCGCCGCCACCGUAUCUACAAGAGCUCGCCAACGCACCCCGAAUCUUGCAGGAAUGGCAAAUGCGCGGCGCUCGGGAGCUAGCGCAGCGAGCAUACUCUGCGGAUUAAAUCGAUAUUAAAUCGCAGAGGGCCGCCUUCCUCAUCGAGGUAGCUUCCUCGCGCGCUCAUGCGGCCGCCAUGGCCGCCCUUCACUCCGGUUACCAU
Messenger RNA from Schizophyllum commune H4-8, 615 nucleotides. RefSeq lists its product as uncharacterized. NCBI's taxonomy places the organism in Eukaryota, Fungi, Basidiomycota, Agaricomycetes, Agaricales, Schizophyllaceae. Bases 92 to 493 code for a protein of 133 amino acids. The record is from RefSeq and is a predicted model, not a curated record. The transcript is spliced from 5 exons.